Polychytrium aggregatum is the source of this 1126-nucleotide messenger RNA. RefSeq lists its product as uncharacterized. The transcript has 2 exons. Lineage: Eukaryota; Fungi; Chytridiomycota; Chytridiomycetes; Polychytriales. The record is from RefSeq and is a predicted model, not a curated record. Bases 133 to 852 code for a protein of 239 amino acids.
CAGUUCUGUUCAGUUCCGCUCACUUCCAACAUCCAUCUGCACCAGCCAACCCAAGUGGCUCGCCCACCACUCUCCAGCAACUCUCACCCGCUUGCCCGGCGAUUCACAUCCAUCAACCUCCAUCGGGCCACAAUGUACAUCAAGUUCCUCGUCGACCCAGCCAGCGUCCCUCAGGCCGAUCUCCAUGCAGAGCCCCUCGCCUUGCCCGCUGCCGAGCCCGCUGCCGAGCCCGCUGCCGAGGACCACCACUUUCUCUACAAACGCAAGGGUGGUGGUGGCAGCAGCGGUGGUGGUGGCCGAGGUGGUGGUGGCAGCAGCGGUGGAAGCCGAGGUGGCUCCAGCGGCUCCAGUGGUUCUGGUGGUUCGGUCGUCAUCAUUGGUGGCUCCUCGCCCUCGUCCUCAAGCUCCGAUCCACCCUCGCAAGGCGCCAUCAUUUUCGGAUGGGUCUGCCUCGGGAUUGCCGGAUUGGUGGCCCUGCCGUUUGUUCUGAUCAUCAUCCAGGUCGUGAUCAUCGGUCCCUGCGUGGAUGAAUUCAAAAAGUGGCGAAAGGCCUGUGCAGCAGCCAAGGCCGCCAGGAUUGCUGGAAAGCAGAGAGCUGCUCCUGCACCAGAGGGCCUCGCAGCCAGUCGGCCAGCGAUGGUCUCCGUCGAUCCGCUCAAACCUUCGACAACCACAGCGCCGCCCAAGAUCGUGGUGAUUCCGGCCACGACCAGCUCGGCCUCGAUACCAGCCGCCAGGGACACCAAGGACACUGCUGUCGAUCUGGAGAAGGGCCAACUCGGCCCGACCACGUCGGAUGCUGAUAUAUCGAAGGAGACUCUGGCCGACGCCGACCAGUAUUGGUCCUCAUAACCACCCUGAGCCUCAUGUUAUCUUGCCAGUCUUGGCAGAUUGCCAGUCUUGCUCCCUCUCAUACCCACGGACAUUCUCUGUCGUUGGCCGAUAUAACUGUAUUCCCAUCCCAUCCCAUGUAGCCACACCAUGGCACCUCAUAUUGCGACAGCGCACGGCCCUAUAUCACCUCAUGAUCGACAUCUCUGGCCAUAUAUCCCUCCGUCAUCCAUCCUGACAGAGUGAUGGCGAGUCGCCCAUGUGCACUAAUACAAUAUUCACAGACUAAAACGAG